UCCUUUGUGAAUUAAUCCCACAAAAUCCUUCGCAAUUCUUCUAGAAAUCCGUUCGGACAUUAGAGUCGUUUCAUUUUAUUUCUAUUGUAAUUUUUCCUUUUGAUUCUCUCUUACUUUCCCUCGCUUUCUCACUAUCCAAAAAGCGUCGAAUCUUAUUUUCUCUUCGUCAAAUGGAGAUGACAAUGGAGGAUUCGUACUCGCAUAACGCUUUUCUUCUGUCCAUGGCUUGCGAAGCUCUCUCUGGUGUUGGACGGAGUCCGCUAUUUGCCAAGAUACCUAUACCGAGUACGCGACGAAUAUGUCAAGUUAGGGUUUUCUAAGACUCUUGUCUGAUAUUUGAUUUGCAAUUGCUUUUAGUUGGUUGUUUUCCUCUUUUCGGAAUUGAAAUUUAAAGAUAUCUUGAAACUCGCAGUUAAAUGUAAAAGUGAGCGGUAUUCGUGGUUCAGAAAUUGAUAUUUGGGGUGUCUGAAAAGUUCUUUUGAAAUCUAAGUUCUGUAGGGUUUCUUAUGGUUGUUGAUACUGUUCUUGUGCUGUGGUUUUAAGGAAUUUAAAAUAUCUUGAGUUUGAGAUUUAGGGUUUCAAUGUUGUCCGUGUUAAAUUUGUGUUUAGGUUUUACUUGAUUCCUGAAAGUAUCUUUGUCUUUACAUCUUUAAAGAAUUAAGCGACCCUUUUUUAUCCGGUUUGGGGUGGCAUUAAAUAAGUGCAAGUCUGUAAAAGUAAAAGAAGAGGCGGAACGGACUUUCAAUUUGAGAUUGAACAUUUUGGCGGGAAAAUUUUGUAUGGCGGAAAGGAGAGAAUUGGCGCUUCCUAGAACUACUGCUAGUAGCUUAAGGGAACGAUUGGCUAGAAUUACACUUCAUAAUGUCAGAGAACAAGGACACACAUAUGUGGAGCUUCGUGAAGACGGGAAGCGGUUCAUAUUCUUUUGCACUCUGUGUCUUUGUCCAUGUUACAGUGAUUCAGCGUUGUUUGAUCAUUUGAGGGGUAGUCUUCACACUGAGAGGUUAUCUGCUGCUAAGGUUACUCUCUUGGGUCCAAACCGUUGGCCUUUUAAUGAUGGUGUUCUUUUCUUUGAAAAUCCCUGUGAGAAAGAAAAACAAUUAAAGCAUGAUAAGUUGUUGGAGUGUCACAACAAUGAUAACAAUCUAGCUAUUGUUGAAUAUACUGGAAAUUACAUACUCAACAAUUAUGGGUGUGAUGGGGUUGAGUUGAACUGUGGGGAAAGUGCAAUCGGAAUCCAUGCUCAGAAUGGUGAUUGUGGGAACUGUGAUAAGGUGAUUCCAGGAGUGUACCAUAAGAGUAUAAUUACUGAUUUGAAAGUGAGGUUCAUCGGUAUCGGAAAACUUUCUGCAAGGAUGCUUCAGAAGGGUAAGGAUUCCGCUGAGAUCUCUAAAAUAUGGUGUGAGUGGUUGGGGAAAGACGGACCUGCUGACAAGGACACAGACAAGAUUCCAGAUCAUGACUUUGCUAUUAUAACUUUUGCUUAUACCUAUGAUCUGGGUAGACAUGGGCUGUUUGAUGAUGUGAAACUAUUACUCUCUUCUAGUCAUUCAGAAGAAUUGGAGAGUAGUGAGACUACUGCUAGGAAAAGAAAAAAAUCAUUUUCUGACCCAGAAGAUGUAAGUGAAUCAUUGAGUAUUCAAUCCAAUUCAUCGGGGGAGGUUGCUUCAGCCUCUAGUAGUGCUACAUCAAGUUUGCUUUUGGGUAGAUAUGAUGACCAGCUGCUGGACACAAGGUUUAUAUCUAGCAAGUCUAUAAGGCGAGAGUUGAGACGACAACAGCGCGUAGCAGCUGAAAGAAUGUGUGAUAUUUGUCAGCAAAAGAUACUUCUUGAUAAAGAUGUAGCGGCUUUAAUGAACACAAAGACUGGAAAACUUGUUUGCAGCAGUAGAAAUAUGAAUGGGUUAUUUCAUGUAUUUCACAUUUCCUGCCUCAUACACUGGAUCCUUCUCUGCGAGUAUGAAAUAAUGAUGAACUGUUCAGUCAAGCCAAAAUGGAAACACAAGUCUAGGAGAAAGAAUGGAGCCAAUCAGAAUGAGUUGGGGAAGGCUGGAGAACUUAUAUCUACAAACAAAAUUCAUUCUGUGCUCUGCCCAGUGUGCCAGGGUACUGGUGUGCACAUUGAGGGAGAUAAGCUUGAGGAAGUUACUAUCACUUUAUCUCAGAUGUUCAAAUAUAAGAUUAAAGUGAGUGAUGCACAUCGAGCUUGGAUGAAAAAUCCUGAAGUGUUACCAACCUGCUCAACGGGGUUUCAUUUUCCUCCUCAAUCUGAAGAAAUGUUUCAGGAAAAGGUGUUGCCUCUAAAAUUACUUCAUUUCUACAGUGCCAGUGAAGAGUAGUCAUGCACAAGUUUACUGAGGUGUGCCUUGCAAAAGACCUUAGGUUUGCUGUUAAAAAAACAUAUAUCAUGUAACCUGUUGUGCAGGUAACUGUCAUGCACUCAUUAAAUUCUUGAAUAGCCCUUGUGUGUUCAGGAGUUUAACCUGUGUGGAUAGCUGUAUAUAUGCUGUCUAACAGAGGUCCAUGUAUCAGUGUACAUGUCUGCAUUGUAAAUAAAUUGACUGUUGCUGGUA
This is a messenger RNA of Mangifera indica (mango), 2573 nucleotides long. RefSeq lists its product as uncharacterized. The transcript is spliced from 4 exons. The record is from RefSeq and is a predicted model, not a curated record. Lineage: Eukaryota; Viridiplantae; Streptophyta; Magnoliopsida; Sapindales; Anacardiaceae. Bases 780 to 2339 code for a protein of 519 amino acids.